This is a messenger RNA of Corythoichthys intestinalis (scribbled pipefish), 2636 nucleotides long. RefSeq names its product hyaluronan binding protein 2 (gene habp2). The record is from RefSeq and is a predicted model, not a curated record. Gene Ontology annotation, molecular function: calcium ion binding; serine-type endopeptidase activity. NCBI's taxonomy places the organism in Eukaryota, Metazoa, Chordata, Actinopteri, Syngnathiformes, Syngnathidae. The transcript has 13 exons. The coding region runs from base 62 to 1933 and encodes 623 amino acids. Gene Ontology annotation, biological process: proteolysis.
CGAGAGUGAUGGACUGUCAUACACUCUCAUUUGGCUGUGUGCAGUCUGAGUUUCUGCCAUCAUGAACCUGAAGCUACUCUUCCUUUUCCUCUUUCUUGCUGUGAUCCUGAGCACUGCUGAAACAAAACCUCGCAAACACAAAAAACACCAUCGUCAUCGUCAUCCUCACCAUCAUCACAACCAUGAACAUGACCAUGAUCAUGGUCCUCAUGAUAUUCGGGGUCAUAAACAUGGAAAACAUGCAAAAAGGAAAGAACGAUUUCAAGAUAUAAUUAACGACUUUUUCUUUGGAUAUAUGGGAGAGAUUCCUGAUGAUGAUGACGACGAUGACCCAAGUGAAUGGCUGUAUGACCUUCAAGAGCCAGAGGGUCAAUGUAACCCAAACCCUUGCGAAAAUAACGGCGUAUGCAAGGAGAAAGGAAAGAACAAAUUCAAAUGUAACUGUCGAAAACCUUUCAAGGGAAGACGAUGCGAGAGAGGACCUAAGAUUUGCAAGAGAGGUACAUGUGGCCGUGGAGAAUGUGUGCUGACUUCCACGCCACCAUUUUAUGAGUGCAAAUGCAGGCACCCCUUCCAACCUCCAAACUGUAGAACAUUUAAUCUAUGUGAGCCUAAUCCAUGUAAGAAUGGAGGACAGUGUGUCAGGGAUGGUAACGACUUUGACUGCACGUGUCCUUCAGGCUUCAGAGGUCGUUUCUGCCAUGUUGGCCCAAAUGACUGUUUUGAGGAGGAUGGCGAGUCAUAUCGAGGCACAGUGAGCGAGACAAUUGACGGUGACGAAUGCCUCUACUGGAAUUCUCAUUUCAUCCUGGAGAAAGGAACGGAUCCUUUCAACUCAUUUGAAGACAGUGAUGGCCUUGGCCCACACAACUUCUGCAGAAACCCAGAUGGUGACUUGACACCAUGGUGUUUCUACAGAAGAGGCCAAAAGCUGCUAUGGAACUACUGUGAUGUAGAUGAGUGUCCUGAAGAUGGAAGUGACACUCCACCUCCCACUGUGCGUCCAGUUCCAGUGGAUCCGCCUAAAAUACCAACUCCUCCUAGGCCUACUCCUGAAAAGCCCAAGCCAACACCUGCCCCAACCCAAAAACCCACUCAGUCCCCACAACCCAGCGAAGCUUCGCCAACUCCAACACUUUCUUCAAACCAAUUCAGUACUUGCGGUAGGCCUCAGCCCAAGAAAGUUAUGACCCGGAUCUUUGGAGGCUUGAAGGUACCUCCAGGGGCAUUACCCUGGCAAGUGUCCCUGCAAGUGAGACCCAAGAGAACCACUCAGCCAUACAAGCACAUAUGUGGGGGUGUUCUCAUUGACAGCUGCUGGAUACUGACAGCUGGACACUGCAUUGAACGGGGAAAUGACAUGCAGGUGGUUAUGGGAGGGCUCUCUCUGGACGCUGAUGAGCCCAGUGAACAGGUCUUUAAUGUUGAAGAGGCUGUUGUUCAUGAGAACUACAGGGAGACUCCAGUAUCAGUCCACAAUGACAUUGCGUUGCUGCGACUGGAAGGCACUAAUGGUUUUUGUGCCAAUGAGACUCAGUUUGUGAAGGCAGCCUGUUUGCCUGAGGGCCCGAUGGCUGAUGGGGAGGAAUGUACCAUUUCUGGAUGGGGUGCUACUGAAGAAUCUGACUAUGGUUCCAACCAUUUACUGGAGGCCAAUGUUCUGCUUAUCAACCAGGAGAAAUGUUCUGAGAGCAAAAUUUAUGGUUCUUCUUUGGAUAAUAGCAUGUUCUGCGCUGGCUAUCUACAAGGAGGGGUUGAUUCUUGUCAGGGCGACUCGGGAGGACCGCUGACCUGUAAGCGGAAUAACGUUCAUGUUCUUUAUGGUUUGGUCAGCUGGGGAGACCAAUGUGGAGCGAAGAAUAAACCUGGGGUCUAUGCACGGGUCACUCACUUUCUGGACUGGAUCAAAUCAAAAACUCAAACAUCAUCUUAAUGAAAAGCAUCAGUAGUCCAGCUCUAAGCUUGGGGCUAGUGAUGCACUGAACCUCACUCACUAUGAGUCUGGAUUUAGUGUUUGUGCAGUCGACUUAUUUUGGACUGUAAAUGUAAUUAUACAUAGCACAGUCAUUUAUGAAUAAGGUUGACACCUUUAAGUGUUCUGCGCAUUUGUUUAUGAGGUGACAAUUACGAUGAUAUCAGUAAAGUUCACUUGGUGUCAUUAACAUUAUACACAUUGCUGGUUUUGUUUAGUUUAAUUGACUGAACAUGAUUUAUAGACAUAGAUUUAGUCAAAUUGUGAUAACAAACUGAAUAAAACAUGGAUUUUGUUACUCUAUAAGAGAAGACAUGGGUUCUCAGGGUGAUUAGUGAAUGUCAACAGCAAUACACACAAAAAUGAAAUGUCACACACGUAUUCCAGAUUGAUUGGCUUCAUUUUCUCUGUAAAUCACAUCUGCAUGGUACACUGACAUAAGCCACUGACCUCAGUGUUGUAGCCUACUGUGCUGGGGCCUGAAGGUCAUAUACAGUGUUGCGAAUAACUCCGUUAUAAAUAACGCCGUUACAUAAACAGCGUUAUUUUUUCAGUAACGGGGUAAUCUAACUAAUUAUUUCUUCCGCCAUUACAACGCCGUUACCGUUAUGAUGGUCAAAAGCAGUGCGUUACUUACUUUGAAUAAAUUGAAGGAACUACCAGC